Messenger RNA from Botrytis fragariae, 1122 nucleotides. RefSeq lists its product as uncharacterized. The transcript has 2 exons. The record is from RefSeq and is a predicted model, not a curated record. Lineage: Eukaryota; Fungi; Ascomycota; Leotiomycetes; Helotiales; Sclerotiniaceae. Bases 1 to 1122 code for a protein of 373 amino acids.
AUGUAUCUCUCAGGAUUUGCCACAUUUCUCCUCGCAGUUGCACCACUAGUACUGAGCAGCCCACUUCUGCCGCGAGAAGACGAACGACUAGACGAAGCAGUUUUCCUCACGACCUGCUUCAAGUAUAUGAAAAGCAACGACGCCACACCAAACGGCCGAGACGACAAACUCUGGUACUUCAAAAAUUACGACGAUUCUAUCAAAGGACAGCAAUUCGACGAAGCGUACGCCUCCAACCCCGGCGACCCAAACCAUCCCGUAGACUGGACUUCGGGUACAGAAAGAAAUCCCAUCACCGGCACACUUGACAAAAAGCCGUUCAAAGUUUGGGGACUCACGGAAAUGGGAGAUGGCAAGACGUUCGUUACUGGAUAUGCUGAUUUGGGAGGCGCGCCCAUGCGCUGCUACAACAACUCUGCCUCGCACUGGAAACAGGAUUACGGAGAAAAAAUGUAUGUCAAAUGUAGUGCGAAAUACUACUGCACGAGAAAUUCGCGACAGGUUCGUCGCACGAUUGUGACGACUUCUAGUACGAUGCAAAGUAUUCCGUUUUUGGGGCAACAGAAUUACGAUGUCGAGAAUGAUCACGGAGUGCAGGAACAGGUUAAAAAUGCUUUUUUGUGGUUGAAGGACCAUUAUAAGAGUAAUGCUGCUGAUGGGGAAGGAUAUAAAAUCGGGAGUAAAGAUUACAAAAUGACAUAUGCAGUGAAUCGGAUGGAGAAAGAGGGAGAUCCGUAUUAUGAAGCUGAUCGGAUCAAUCAAGUUGCGGAUUUGGUGGUGGAGAGAGUGUUUCCUGAGUUAUGGGCCAAGGAUAGCAUCAGUGAUGAAAGGGCAUGGCCUUCCGGAAGCAAAAUCCUCGCAGAAGCUACACAUACGCUUCCCUUCCCAAAACAAAUCAAAGUCCAAGUGCAAGUUGCGGAACAGGCCAUGCUGGAUUGGGAGGAUAGAGAUACCGUUGUUUUUACCGUGGAAAAGGGGAAUGAAUGUAAAGUCGACAGCGUGCUCAGUCUUGCAAUCAAAGGUGCGUUUAAAGCUGUUUCGGCUGCAACGACAGGUGGUGUGAGCGCAGUUGCUAAUGGAUUGGGGCUUGUUGUUGGGGAAUUGGCUGCGGGUGCUUGUUAG